Tetranychus urticae (two-spotted spider mite) is the source of this 2483-nucleotide messenger RNA. RefSeq lists its product as uncharacterized. Lineage: Eukaryota; Metazoa; Arthropoda; Arachnida; Trombidiformes; Tetranychidae. Gene Ontology annotation, biological process: carbohydrate metabolic process; glycosphingolipid biosynthetic process. Gene Ontology annotation, molecular function: N-acetyl-beta-glucosaminyl-derivative 4-beta-N-acetylgalactosaminyltransferase activity; galactosyltransferase activity. The record is from RefSeq and is a predicted model, not a curated record. Gene Ontology annotation, cellular component: Golgi apparatus.
CUUCCAGGCUCACAACACAAUUGCAUGCAAUCACCACAGCUUAAUAGUCAUAGUUACAAUCUUUACCUUACCGCUCUCCAACUCUUUUUAUCUAAUUUUUUUACCUUGGCAAGCAAGUUUUAAUCAAAUUGUAGCACAUAGUUUUUGAUUAAAAGUGUUGCAAUUAACCAACAAUAACUGUUCAAUGUUACCUUUUGACAUUGUCAAACAAUUUGUUCACCUUUAAUGAUAAAACACACACAUUCACACAAAAAGCAACAAAAAAGCAUGUGGCUCAGUUGAAUGAUGUUAACAGUGUUAACAUCAAUUUUCAAAAGUAACAUGCAAUGUUUCAACUAAAUUUAAGCUAAAAAUUAAUCAAUCAGUUGUUCAUUUAUUCUUGUUUAACAAAUCAACAAAAGAGGAUUUAAAGUUUAUAAAUCAGUAGUUAAUUUGCGCUUAAUGAAAAGAAGUGGCUGUGAUAAUUGAAACUCAAGUGAUACCGUAACAUGUGAAUUUGCCAUUAAAUUUUGUUCAAUCCCAAAUGUAAUGUGGAAAUGUCGACACAUGAAUAUGCACAGAAUUCAAUAGUUGAUGGUUAUAAUUUUGCUGCAUACCAAUCAGUACUGGUCAAUCCUCAUCAUUACUGUGACAAUGGUCAUCACAUCAAGUCGUUCAUACCAUUUGAUACCCAUUCCAGUGCCACCAGUGAAACCUUUACUUCGACGAACCGUCAAAAGAUUUUUACGUCUUCUUCCGUCAAUAUUGUUGCUACUCUUUGUCGUCUCCUUGAUAUUUGUCACUCUCAUGCAAAUUGCAGUUAUCCACACUAAUCGACGUCUAACGGUUAAUAAGAUUUCCUCCUUUUCCACUCCUUCAUCGUCACCCUCAUCUUCAUCUUCAAACUCAUUAUCUUCCACCUUGUCACCAAUACCAAUGUCAGCAUCAAUCGGUUCACGUCGAAAAGUGAAUCAAAUUCAAUCAUCUGGAAAUGGGAAUAAUGUGUUCACCUCAUCAAAUGAACAUUAUUCAGUUAGUGAUAAUACAAUUAAUGAAAAUAUUUCAAAGGAUAAAUUGAAUAGUUCAGUGUUACCCUCCAUAUCAUCUCCAUCAUCAAUUGGCUUACAAGAACCAAAGAAACCUCAACUACUUCGGAUUGAAGCUCUUCUCGAUAAAACUACAGCAUCUAGAGAUCAAUCAAAUUCAAAUUAUUUUCAAAAUUUGGUCAACGCACAGCGAGUCAAGAUGAUAAUCAAAAGUAUUAAAGCGCAUCGUAAAGCUGGUUUACUGGCCAAUGGUUUAGUCAAAUUCAAUGCUAGUUCAUCAACCGAUUCCCUUCAAACUUCCUCACCAUCCAUGGCCUUUCCACGUGUGCCCAGUAAUCAGUUGAAAGAUUCACUUCCAUCAAAGAGUAACCAUUCAAUGGAAUACCUUGACAUGUCAUCUCCAGCAGUUCAAGGGUCACACAAAUUAUCAUGCCCUUUGGUUCCUCAUCAAUUAGUUGGUCGAACAAGAAUUGAUCUUGAUGUUUCCAGCGAUUCCUGGAUGAAAGAAGAAUCAGAUUGGCAUUCGAAUCUAGAGUUGGGUGGAUCAUGGGAACCGGCCGACUGUUAUCCUCGUCACCGAGUGGCCAUUAUAAUUCCUUAUCGUGAUCGUCUUCAACAUCUUCGUAUACUUUUACAUCAUCUUCAUCCUAUCCUUCAACGGCAAAUGCUGAGUUAUAAAGUUUAUGUUAUUGAACAGUCGGGAAAUGAAACGUUCAAUAAAGGCGUUCUGAUGAAUGCUGGUGUUAAGGAAGCCUUAAAAGACAACGAUUAUCAUUGUUUCAUCUUUCACGAUGUUGACCUGAUUCCUGAAGAUGAUCGUAAUCUUUACUCUUGUCCAUCCGAACCUCGACACAUGUCUGUAGCCGUCGAUAAAUUCAACUAUACACUUCCCUAUUCAUAUCUGGUUGGAGGUGUUUUUGCCAUAACCAAAGCCCAUUUUGUUCUGGUAAACGGUUACUCUAAUCUUUACUGGGGCUGGGGAGGUGAAGAUGAUGAUAUGGCUUACAGAUUAAAGUUUCACAAUUUAAAGAUUACUCGGCCACCUGAAUCAGUUGGACGUUAUACGAUGAUUAGACACAGUCACCGAGCUGAAUCUCCUGAUAAUGUUAGAACUGCGUUAUUAAGGAUGGCAAAGCGUCGGGCAGUUCGUGAUGGCCUUAAUUCGGUUCGAUAUACGGUUGUGGAUAGGAAAGAGACACUCGAUUAUAGCCAUUUUGUUAUUGAGAUUGGCUCUGUCCAUAGAUGGUCUUUUCCUUCACCAAACAAAUUGGUUAUACAUUUUUAACCAACCUUAAAGAUACAAAUCAAAGAUAAAUUAUUGUUACUAUUGUCCAUCCUUUAAAUAUAUAUAUAUAAAUAAUUAAAGAAAAAGUACUUUUUUCCCUUUUUUAAUCACAAUUAAGCAAAAUAAAAUUGUCUUUACAUUCAUUGAACCUUUAAGUAAACUGUUAAUUGAAA